AUGAUAGUAUAUCCUACGUAUAGGUUUCUAUACCAGGUUCUGGGAAGGAAAGAAAGACGACAACUCAUACCCAUAAAGGAGAGUGCGGUCAAAGAAAGAGAGUGCCGUCAAAGAGUCCCUCGGCUCAAGAAAAAACUUCAGAGAGAGUGUAGCUACCUCGAAGCCUGCAACUUACAACACACGUCGACCAUCGAUAAUGAUAUGAGCUCUCCAAGUCUAUUUGGAAAAACGUGCCAUGGUGCAUGUUAUUUGCUGACGAAUAUAGUGUUGGUCGCAGAAACUAGCAAAGAGACUAAUACUAAAUUGGAAGAAAGUAAAGGGUUGCGUAUAAGUCGUUCAAAAGCAGAAUAUUUGAGAUGCGAUUUUAGUGGCAAUGAGCAAGUUGAUGCUCAAGAUGUGACAAUUGGAGAACAUGUAGUCGCAAGUACGAAAAAGUUUAAGUAUCUAAGGUCAGUUAUCCAAAGUAAUGGGGAGAUUGAUGGAGAUGUUACACAUCGUAUACAAGCAGUCUGGCUUAAGUGGAAAGCGGCUACCAGAGUGUUAUGCGAUAGGAAGUUCCCGAUAAGACUGAAAGGUAAAUUCUAUAGAUGUGCCAUUAGGCCAGCUCUAUUGCAUGGGACAGAGUGUUAG
Molecule: messenger RNA, 630 nt
Organism: Amaranthus tricolor (Joseph's coat)
Lineage: Eukaryota; Viridiplantae; Streptophyta; Magnoliopsida; Caryophyllales; Amaranthaceae
Exons: 2
Coding region: 1-630 (209 amino acids)
Source: RefSeq, a predicted model, not a curated record